Effrenium voratum is the source of this 1592-nucleotide messenger RNA. NCBI's taxonomy places the organism in Eukaryota, Dinophyceae, Suessiales, Symbiodiniaceae. The record is from the annotation of a GenBank genome assembly.
ACGCCUACCUGUGCGAGCAGCGGUCAGCUCCAGACUUGGAUCCAAGUCAGCUGCCAGCCUUUUAGCUGACAUGCUGGCAGCUUUGCUGUGCCUGCCGCUGGCGCUGGCGGUUGAGCCAGGCACUGGGGACUUUGAGCCCUGGCUGCGGCAGCUUUGGGAGAAGCCCCGGACGCAGGCGCUGGACCUCCGCGUGGCCAAGGGAUUGGGGGCGAAAGGCUACGAGAAGGCCCGGGUUUCGGUGGUGGCGCCGAAGUUGCUGAGCUUCCCGGACUUUAACUUCACAUACAGAAAGCAGUUUCGCUACAGAUGGACUGACAAUUAUUUGCACAGUUCUCUCAUCGACCUGCAGCCGGGGAAGAACACUCUGACCAUUGCUGGCCAAUCCAUUCAGGUGGACUUGCCGGCGGAGACGGAGGGCAUCCGGGCCGUUUUCUGGUCAGACCCUUGUUUCUCUUCCAAGUGGAUCCACUGCGCUUAUGCCGACAAGUUCCAGACAUUCCCGCGCUCCAUCGCCAUGCUCAACGCUAUCUAUGCCGACCCGAGCAUGGACAUGUUUGCCAUUCUGGGGGACAACUUCUACGAUCAAACCGGGGAGUUGGCCAAGACCAUUUUCGAUCAGCUCUCGCCUGAUGUGAAACGCCGCUUCCUGUUUGUUGUCAACGGCAAUCACGACAACUGGGUGUGCGGCUCGCCGGGCUGCGGAGACAUGGCGGACAACUUCGGGAUCGGGCAGAUGCAGUACUACACAUCGGACCCUGUGGCCUCCAACAUGUGGCUUCAAAACGACGAAGACUUCAUGGACUUCUCCAUCGAUCCAGAAGUCAGGAAGGACUACAAGACGUGGCAGAACGUUGGCACAAACUUUUUGGUGUACCACAAGUUGGGAAACAUCGGAUUUCUGGGCUUCUCUGGUGCAGCUCUCUUCAGCGACAUGCUGCCCUACUUCAGCGAGGCCUGCGACUACUUUGAGCGCGAGCAGCCGGCAGUAGUGUUCCUGCUGGGGCACUGGAAUUCGAAGGGCAUGGGCUGCGGCACGGGCAUGUCGGUGCCAGCUGUGCGGAAAGAGUUGUUGGCUCUCACCUCGUGCAGUACGUUGGGCAACCGCUUGAAGUACAUGGAUGGCCACGAGCAUUGCAAUUAUGUGCAGGACAACAAGACCGAGCCCGUGGGCUUCAUGAUCGGCGCCCACGGGAUGGACGACUCCGCCUGCGAGGCCCAGUAUGGCUUCCUGUACCUCGACAGCACGGAUGCCCGGGUGAGGCUUUACUACUUCGAGGUCCAGUCAGAGUCUGGCGGCGACAAGUAUGACGACCUGCUGAAGUGCGUCUCGACAGGAGGACUCAGCGCAUGCACCAGCAUGGCGCAGAAGUGGCUGGAUGUGCCAGCCGAGCCAGGAACAUCCCCGGUGGUGCGUAGCAACGUGCAAUGGGUUUGAUGCAGUUUCUCUUGCCGAGUUGCGGCAAGAGGGGCACUUUUCGCAGCAUGGCGUUCACAUCGCCAGGGUGAGCCUUCGGAAAAUGUACUCGAGGUGCAGCGUUUGAACAAUAUGCUGCAACCGGGUCCGCACAGCCAGUGGCAAUGUUGGCAGGGCA